Epinephelus moara (kelp grouper) is the source of this 4797-nucleotide messenger RNA. RefSeq names its product solute carrier family 19 member 1 (gene slc19a1). Gene Ontology annotation, cellular component: basolateral plasma membrane; plasma membrane; apical plasma membrane. The record is from RefSeq and is a predicted model, not a curated record. The transcript is spliced from 6 exons. The coding region runs from base 428 to 2050 and encodes 540 amino acids. Gene Ontology annotation, molecular function: folic acid binding; folate:monoatomic anion antiporter activity. Gene Ontology annotation, biological process: folate transmembrane transport. NCBI's taxonomy places the organism in Eukaryota, Metazoa, Chordata, Actinopteri, Perciformes, Serranidae.
UGCAGAACUACAUUUCCCAGAAGCCACCGCGAUGUGAAAAUAAUGGGAAAGCCUUCUCGCGCUGAAGCUUCAGAUGGAGCACAGCACACGAGGUUUAACAAUGACACGAAACCCAGCUGCAGGAUAGCUUGCUGUCGGGACAUGUAAUGGUGUGGAAUGGAGCAAAGGUCAACAGUUUCUCUUACAUGCAAACAACAGCAUGUAGCAUUUUAACCAAAUUGUCAUCACCCUGUUAAAUGGUUCAUUUAUACCAUUUCAGUGUCCCCAUGCACAGAGAGACAGCUUGAUUGAAACUGUUUGGUUGUCAACAUUUGUUUCCUCGUCUCAAAUCGGAAGCUUUUCAACGUCAAAACAAAUCCUCACAUGGUGAUUUGACACAGAAGAAAAAGUUUGACUCUGCCUCACAGAGUCGUCCAGCUGACACACAAUGGUUGCAGAUGACACAGCAGGAAGUGGGGACAGAUCAGAAGAGGAGAAAGAGAUGGACGUGAAGGCGCUUACAUCUGAAGACAGCGCAGGACAUGAAGAUGGAGACGUAGAGAUGGCUAUCUCUGCCUCUGAGGGCCUGUCUCCCUCCGAAGGUCCCCCAGAGGAAACCAAGGAUCCCAGAAAGUGGAAGUGGGCUGUAAUAUUCUUGUGUUUCUAUGGGUUCAUGUCGUCGGUAAAGCCUGGGGAGCCCUUCAUUACACCGUAUCUACUCAGCGAUGAGAAGAACUUCACCAGGAAAGAGGUGACCAAUGAGAUCACUCCUGUGCUGACGUACUCCUACAUGGCCGUGCUGGUACCAGCCUUCCUGCUGACAGAUCUUCUGCGCUACAAGCCGGUUCUGGUCAUCCAGGGCAUCAGCCAGGUGGUCAUCUGGCUCAUUCUGCUCCUGGGCACCACCCUCCUUGAGAUGCAGUUCAUGGAGUUCUUCUACGGCAUCACCAUGGCCUGCCGCGUGGCCUACUCCUCCUACAUCUUCUCCCUGGUCAGUCCAAGUCUCUACCAGCGUGUGGCCGGAUACUCACGCUCCUCAGUCCUCUUGGGGGUGUUCACCAGCUCAGUGCUGGGCCAGGUGUGCGUUUCCUUGAUCAAAAUAAGUUUCCGCACCCUCUGCGCUGUAUCUUUGGGUUUCGUCAGCUUUGGUCUGACUCUCUCGCUGUGCCUGCCGUGGCCUAAACGCUCCCUGUUUUUCAACCGGACGCUGAAUAAAGAGCAAAAGGAAGUGGCAGGAGUAGCCACCAAAUCAGAGCUGGACAAAAUGAACCCAAAAGAGAGCAGCCCGUCCUCAGCAGCAUCACUGUGCUCUGCAUCACGCUGGAAGGAUUCUAUCUUUGUACAGAUGCUGCUGGAGGUGGGGAAUGUGGUGAGGAGGCCCAACCUGAGGCUAUGGUCCCUGUGGUGGAUUUUCAACUCCACAGGGUACUACCUGGUACUGUUCUACGUUCACAUCCUGUGGAACAAAGUCUACCCACCAACGGAGAGCAAGGACCAUUACAAUGGAGCCGUGGAGGCAGCUUCUACCUUGCUGAGUGCGCUGACUGCUUUCAGCGCUGGUUAUGCGAAAAUCCGUUGGAACAUCUGGUCUGAGCUGGUCAUUGGUGUCAUCACAGCACUGCAGGCAGGCCUGCUGCUCCUCAUGGGCACCACAGACAACAUUUGGGUUUGCUACGUGGCCUACGUCCUCUUCAGAGGCUUCUACCAGUUUCUGGUGCCUAUUGCCACUUUCCAGAUAGCCUCAUCACUCACCAAGGAGCUGUGUGCUUUAGUGUUUGGUAUCAACACCUUUUUGGGGACCAUACUGAAGAGCAUCAUCAACCUGAUAUUUUCCGACAAGAGAGGCCUGGCGCUGGAUGUGCACUCUCAGUUCCUGGUGUACUUCGUUUACUUCACCAUUCUCACUGUCGUCUACUUUGUCUGUGCGGCUGUGGUCCUCAUCCGUCACUUUAGAAACCAGCAGAGUGGAGGAGGCGGGGCUGAUGAGCAGGCGGCGCCCACAGAGCUCAGCCCCGUGGCUGCAGAUUCAGAGGCACAGCCUUUGUCAAAUGGCAAAAGUGCCAAAGCAUAAUGACAGGAAAUGUUUAUCGCCUUCAAGUGUUUUCUGCCAGUAUCUUGUUAAGAUCCCAGUUUUGCUAAUAAGAACCUUCAGACUCAGCGGGAUCAGAAAUUUUAACCCUCUGAUGUCGACGGAGUGGUUUCAGUGUUAGCUGCUGAGCCUCAAUCAAGUGCUUCCUCUGCUACCUAAAGCUGCUGCACUACAAGAGUCAGACGGGCGUCUUGUGCCCGACGGCUUUUGAUGAUUAGAUUGUUUGCUGCAACUGAGAAGAGAAGUCUACGUUUUUUAUUUAAUACAAAGCACUAAGUGGUACUGUGCUUUCAUAUGGAGACAAAUCAUCUUAAAGGGUUAGUAGAAUUUUUUUGAAUUGUGGUUAUAUGACGUACUUAUCCAUAAACAGUGUAUUACCUACAUUAGAUGGUUGUUGGCAUGCCCCCAGUUUGGAGAAGCAGACUUUUUAAAGCCACCAGACUCCACUGACAAAAGCAGUAAUGUUUGUGUGUUUGUUCGUCUGAUGGAUUUCAGCUUGCUUCUUCUGUGAUUAGUGAGAUGAGCCUCCUGCAUCCAAAAUGCUAUCAAAACUUUUAUUUCUAAUUGCCAAUGCAGGACCCAUAAUUCCCAUAAGAGGUGUGGAGAAAACCAAAAAACCUCGACAAAAACUUGACAUUUUACGGACACAGCAGUCACAUGGGAUUAAGACAGAUGACCUCCCCAAUUAUUACAAAUUACCAGAGGUCCCAGUUAUUACAAGUCUUGUGUGAAUGGGGCUUGAAUACCAUUUUAAUCGACUGCUACUGUCCACAGCACUAUAUUGCUUCUCGUCUCUUCUCUUACAAUACUCCUGUCUGCUUCUUCAAACUCAAGCGGGAUUUAUACUUUUGCAGCAGACCUUGCCUACGCCGAUGUGAGCAUUUAUACUUGUGCGGUGGUGUGUCUGUGUCACUCUGCAGUUACUGUGAAGUACUCUAAAGUUUAGUUGAUUCAAAACACAACCAAAACACACAUCAAACAUGGCUUAAUAGCAACAAUGUCAAACACAAGUACACAAAUCAGCUUCACUAUAACUCGCAGUAUUCACAGACAAAGCACUUGUCUUUAUCUGGACACAUUUUCCCCACAAAUACAACAUGCUAACGUUAUUAGCACAAGCCUAUGGCAUUUUACAUUGUAUGAAUUAGCCUAGCAGCUAGCGAACUUUUGCCAGGUACAACAUUUAACAAAGGUAAGGUUACAAAAUUACACUCCAUUACAAAACUCUUUAAGUUCUCCGACAAAACAACUGUCUUAUACUAAACUUGUUUUCCAAAGAAAUAUAACAUGCUAACGUUAUUAGCAUUAGCCUAUGGCAUUUUACAUUGCAUAAAUUAGCCUAGCGACGAGCUGAGAUUUCCUCUGCCCAUAUGAAGCCAGGAUAAGUCCCGAAGUAUAAAUUUCCCAAAAGAUAAAUCGCACACAAUACUUAAAUUCCUAUUUUGUGGGGGCUCUAUUGUCUUCACAAUUUACUGUUUCUCAUCUGUGAAAGGCUACAGCAUAGGGUACGGCAUAGAGUCUAUGUCAACGCGGAGCCUAUGCCGUAGGUACGGUGUCGAUUCAAUGCAGAAGUGUAAAACAUCUACUGUAGGUAAUACACUGACUGUGAAGUCCCCCAUACAGCCCCACUUCAAGAAUCUGACCUAUCCCUUUAAACACAGAGAAAGGGACCAUACAUGCGAUGGCCAGAGGGUUUUUCGUUUGUAUUUUGUACAGGAAACGAACAAGGAGGAUUUUGAGUUGUAACAUGCUGAACUGUCCUGUUUCAGUGACAGUGAUUUACCCUUCAAAUAAAGGUCCAUGAUUACUAUGUGAUCACUGAGUAUUAGUUUAAAACAGACUGCGUUUUCAGGGUUGACAGACAUCACUUUUAUUUAGUUCAUUCACACUCCUAUUGUGAUGUUACAGUUUGAAUAUGUUUGAAAAGAAAACUUGAUCGGAUCAGUAUAAUUACCUCUCUGUAUUGCUAAUCAAAUUUUCAUAUCACAUUGUUAUAAUGAUAUAAGGAAGGCUAUCAGAUGAUAUACAUUUAUUUGAAAAUGUAAACUGCAGAUUUUAUGCAGUGUUAUGUAAUGUCAUUAAAUAUUUAGCAGUUCUUGGAAUUGCUGUAACACUCUUUAUGAUUUAGAAGCCGCAGCAUCAGAAUAUUUUGAAUUAUCUUUAUUUUAAACAUUGAAACAGGCUGCAGUAUGUGUUGCUUUGGAUACAAUGUGAAAGUAAUUUACACAGACAUAGGUUUAUUUGACUAUUAGUCUAAAUGCACAUCACUGAAUUUGGAUAUUAAACAUGAAAUUUAUUUUUAGUGUUAAUUUUCAGCAGUAUGCUGGGUGACGAUAUAUUUUGGCCAAGUACGGCUGUUUUUAGGUUCAUCAAAAACAGCAGGAAGCACUUGUCUUGGACAUAGGAAGGCAGUGAUGCAACAGGAACUACAAAGCCAAUAUAAGCAGGUUUUAAAUUAACAUCCAUUUGCUCACUUAAAAAGCAGGUGUGGACCUUUAGAUUUUAAUCCCAGAGAAUGUUUCAUACAAUAGGCACAACAGUAGCGACUGCGUUUGGAGAUGUACCCACAUUCAGGAUGUAUAGAUAUUUUUUAAUUUUGUGAUUUUUAAAUAAUUGCUGAGAUACUUAAAUGCAACUGUGAAUCUGUCUGAAUGCUGUAAAAAGAAAAACACUGACUUUAAUCAGAUGUUUAUUUUUUAUUCUAUUAAAUUACAUUUGGUGGAUGAAAA